AUGGAACAAGAGCAAUCACAGGGAUAUAAUGUGUUUGUUCCUGAUUUCGAUAAAGAUCUAGUGCUGGCAUCAACAACAGACGAGCGAUAUAAUGAAUCUAUUAGAGAUUGCUUAGAAAAAGACUUGGAUCUAAUCCAACAGCAAGUGAAUCUAGAUGUACAAUCAGAACACAAUAAUUUCUUUAAAAAUGCAAAAUGGGCACCUGAUGGCACUUAUCUAUUGACUAAUUCAGCAGACGAUGUUGUUCGACUCUUUUCUUUACCAAACAACGUAUACGAAGAUACUGAAGACGGCCCACAGACCAUGAUACCCAUCUUUGGUAUACGAGAAGGAGAAUCAGUCUAUGAUUUUGACUGGUAUCCUUUGAUGAACUCACAAGAUCCAGAUACUUGUUGUUUCUUAACAUCGGUUAGAGAUCAUCCCAUUCAGCUUUGGGAUCUAAACACGGCAACUGUGAGAGCAUCUUACAGUGCAAUCGACCAUUGUGAGCGAUAUGUAGGUCCCAACGUACUAUCAUUUCAUCCUGAUGGCACAAAAAUCUACUGUGGAUACGAAAACAUGAUUGAAAUAUUUGAUGUUCAGCGACCAGGCAGCGAAUCAGACAAGAUACCAACAGUUCCAACGCGUAAAAGCAAAAAGGGCCAGAAGGGGAUCAUCUCUUGUUUAGACUUUAGUUCGGAUGGACUAUACGCUGCUGGUUCAUACAGUCAAUCGAUUGCAAUCUAUGAUCAGACCAACCAUGAGCUUUGUCUAAAACUCGUAGGCUUUUCAGGAGGCGUAACCCAGGUAAAGUUUUCAAAGGAUGACCGGUACCUCUUUUCAGUAUCUCGACAUACCAACAAUAUAUUAUGCUGGGAUAUUCGUGAUUCAGCAAACAUACUGUUUGAGUUGCCUCGGCCAGGUAAAACAAAUCAAAGAAUACAUUUUGAUUUGGAUCCAUCUGGAAAGCACUUGGUCACAGGAGAUCAGUUUGGAAAUCUGAUAGCGUACGAUAUCUCAUCACCCGAGGAAUACAAGCUGGUGAAAUCAAUGAAGGCACACGACGAUCUCAUCUCAUCUGCUACAUUUAACCCAGUUUAUCCAUUGAUUGCCACUUGCUCUGGGCAGCGUAAGUUUUCGAUACCAAACGAUAGUGAAGAAGAUGAAGAAGACGAAGACGAAGAAGUGAUAGACAAUACACUAAAGGUCUGGCGGGUGACAGGUCAAUAUGAAUGGUUCAGUUAUUUUAUUUCUCAAGAGAUUUCAUAG
Messenger RNA from Rhizopus microsporus ATCC 52813, 1248 nucleotides. RefSeq names its product WD40 repeat-like protein. Gene Ontology annotation, molecular function: protein binding. The record is from RefSeq and is a predicted model, not a curated record. The coding region runs from base 1 to 1248 and encodes 415 amino acids. NCBI's taxonomy places the organism in Eukaryota, Fungi, Mucoromycota, Mucoromycetes, Mucorales, Rhizopodaceae. The transcript has 5 exons.